Messenger RNA from Schistosoma rodhaini, 1029 nucleotides. NCBI's taxonomy places the organism in Eukaryota, Metazoa, Platyhelminthes, Trematoda, Strigeidida, Schistosomatidae. The record is from the annotation of a GenBank genome assembly.
UCUAUUCCGUCCUCAACCAUUUGCACGGUUUGGCGCGCUGUAUAAAAUUAUUCGGUACUGUCAGAUUGCGAGGAUGAAUAAGCUAUUGCAGUCUAUUUCUGACAAGUUAAGACAUUUAGAAUCAAUUGCGACACCAGAUGCGGUAAACUAUGUUGAAGCAUGCCUCAAAGUACAGAAUCAACAGUUGUUGCACAGGAUAAAAUCGUUAAAAGAAUCAGUUAUUCAACAGGAGCUACUUCUUGGAUUAAACCAACAAUAUCAUUUACCAUCUGUUAAGGCUGUAUCCAGUGUUUCUAAUUUAAAUGGAAAUUCACUGGAAAUCGGACCAUUGUCUGAAAAAAAACUAGUGCCUGAAGAGCAACCCGAACAGAGGACAGAGGUACAAACAGACUCACUGAAAACUAAAAAUCCGAAGACCGAACGUAAAAUACCAGAUGGAAAACCACAACCUGCUGAGAAGCCUGUUGAUAUUGGUCGUCUGGAUCUACGUGUCGGUCGAAUUAUAGAUGUAAAUCGACAUCCUGAUGCUGACUCGUUAUAUGUAGAGAAAGUUGACUUGGGUGGAAGUGAAAUACGCACUGUUGUCAGCGGGCUGGUGAAAUAUCUGCCUAUCGAAUCACUACAAAAUCGAGUCGGGAUAUUUCUCUGCAACCUUAAGCCAGCAAAAAUGCGUGGUGUUGAAUCAGAAGCAAUGUUGAUGUGUGCAAGCUCUCCAGAUACAUGUGGAGUAGAGCCUUUGAUUGUCGAGGGCCCAGAUAUACAGUUAGGUGAUUCAGUUGUGGUUCCUGGAACUAGACACGAUCCUGAUGACCAACUUAAUCCCAAAAAGAAAAUUUUUGAACAAGUGAAGCCAGAUCUUAGAGUAAACGAAAACGGGAUCGCUAUGUAUAAAGAUGUUCCAUGGACACUAAAAGGGUCUCCUCUUGCUGUGAUUAAAUCACUCAAAGUCAAAGACGCUCAAAUAGCUUAGUCGCUAACUGCACCCUUUGUAAAAUAUGCUAAUAGUUAUACAUAUUGUUUUCGGGAAUU